Molecule: messenger RNA, 1421 nt
Organism: Prosopis cineraria
Lineage: Eukaryota; Viridiplantae; Streptophyta; Magnoliopsida; Fabales; Fabaceae
Exons: 6
Coding region: 188-1111 (307 amino acids)
Source: RefSeq, a predicted model, not a curated record
ACGACUUUACAUAGCUCUUUACAGCUACAAUUGCAAUUAUGAAGCUUCCUUGAACCCUCCUCUUCUCUUAUCGUACACGUCGAUCCCUUGGAUUUAUUCACAGGGAUCUCCUAACUUAUAUUUUGCAGAAAGAUCUUCGUAUUUCUUUCAUCUUUGAUCUCUCCUUCUCUGCUGCGUCGUCUUCAUUAUGCUUCGUCUGUUUCGCUUUCACUCUGAAUUUCUCCGUUGCUGUGGAAUCCCCAACAACCAGCGAAGCAUCAGGACCGUGGCUUCUUAUCUCCCAGCGCCAGAUUCUGUUGAAGUGGAUUCCAAAAUGAGCUCGCCUGAUUUCUAUCAAAACGUCGUCGUAAUGAGACACGGUGAGCGCAUGGAUAACUUCGAGCCUUUGUGGGCCUCCACUGCGUCCCGUCCAUGGGACCCACCCCUGUUUCGGGAUGGUUGGAUUCGGGCGCAAGAAACGGGUCGGACCCUCAGAAAGUCUCUCGGGUUUCCCAUCCAUCGGGUCUUCGUCUCCCCGUUCCUUCGCUGCAUCCAGACUGCUUCCGAAGUCGUCACUGCUCUCUGUGCCGUCCACGACGAUCCCAGUCCCCUCUCCAGCCAUGCCAUAUCCAUCGAUGCUUCUAAAGUCAAGGUAUCGGUUGAAUAUGGAUUAUGUGAGAUGAUGAACAGUAAAGGAAUCAGACCUGGGGUGGCUCCAAAAGAUGGAAAUUUUAGCAUAGAUAUCUCACAGUGUGAAGCCAUGCUCCCUGCAGGAACAGUGGAUGAUAAAGCAGAAAGAUUGUAUAAAGAGUUGCCAAAGUGGGAAGAGCCUGCUUCGAGCACGAGGGCUAGAUAUGAGCAAGUAUUCAAGGACCUUGCAAACAAACAUCCUACUGAGAACUUGUUGCUUAUUACACAUGGGGAAGGAGUUGGAGUGGCUCUUUCUGCAUUCAAAAAAGAUGCUCAAGUGAGUCAGAUAGAGUACUGUGCUUAUGUGAAACUGAGGCGUCCUGUUUUCCAGAAAGAUCAGUCAUUUACUGCUGGGGAGUUCAAGGCGCUUAAUCUUUCUGGUCAAUCUGGAAUCACUUAUUCUCUCCCAAAUGCUUCCACCAAUCACAUCAAUGAAGUUUGAUUAUAAUUCUCUGGCCAAAAAAAAAAAGUUUGAUGAUAAUUCUUUCCUGAAACCUGAGAAUUUUAAAUCACAAAUUGAGAGUCCUCCCAAGUGAUUUCUUCUUGUGGGAAGUGGAGGCUUUUAUUUUUUAUGCUGUUUUCUUUUUUCUUUUUUUUUUUAAUUAAGAAGCCAAAACAAAAUGGCAUUCUUCAUUCAUGUAAUCCUUAUCUCCAUUCAUGUUUUGUGGCGUGUGUAAUUUUUCUCAUAUCAGUGAUAUUGCGAGCAGGAAAUGGCUCUUGAUAUAGCAAAGACUUCAUAUUCCUUUCAAUUA